CCCGUUUGACAGCUGCGCGUCAUUCGCUCUCUCUUCGGGUGGCACGUGAGGCGCGCCUCGUUCGCGGGUAUCCCAGCGGGAUUGCUGGGAGGAGGAGGAGGAGGAGGAAGAAGAAGGUGGCUUUCCAGAGCGGCCUCUCCGAUGAGCCUCCGUUUACUGCGAGGCCGGCGCUAUGGCUGCUCUAUACCAGAGUGCAGACCCAUCGACCUUGGCUUCCCCGAACAAGCUGCUGGCAUUAAAGGACGUCCGGCAGGUGAAGGAAGAAACCACCCUGGACGAAAAAUUGUUCCUGCUGGCUUGCGACAAAGGUGAUUAUUACAUGGUGAAGAAACUUUUAGAAGAGAAUAGUUCUGGUGAGAUGAACAUAAAUUGUGUGGAUGUACUUGGGAGAAAUGCUAUUACCAUAAGUAUUGAAAAUGAGAAUCUAGACAUUCUACAGCUUCUGUUGGAUUAUGGCUGCCAGUCUACAGAUGCAUUAUUGGUGGCCAUUGACUCAGAAGUUGUGGGAGCUGUUGAUAUAUUACUUAAUCAUCGACCAAAGCGAUCCAGUAGACCAACGAUUGUUAUGUUUGUCUAUCUGUUGCAGAAAUUAAUGGAACGUAUUCAGAAUCCAGAAUACUCAACAACUAUGGAUGUGGCACCUGUCAUUUUAGCUGCUCACCGUAACAACUAUGAAAUUCUUACAAUGCUCUUAAAACAGGAUGUGUCGCUACCCAAACCUCAUGCUGUGGGGUGUGAAUGUACAUUGUGUACAGCCAAGAACAAAAAAGAUAGUUUACGUCACUCCAGAUUUCGUCUCGAUAUUUAUCGAUGUUUAUCUAGUCCUGCCUUAAUAAUGCUGACAGAAGAGGAUCCAAUUCUGAGAGCCUUUGAACUUAGUGCAGACUUAAGAGAAUUAAGCCUAGUAGAAGUUGAAUUCAGAAAUGAUUAUGAAGAACUGGCUCAGCAGUGCAAAACCUUUGCUAAAGAUUUACUUGCUCAGGCACGAAAUUCCCGGGAGCUUGAAGUUAUAUUGAAUCACACUGCAAGUGAUGAACAUGUGGAUAAACGAGGAUUACUAGAAGAGAGAAUGAAUUUGAGUCGACUAAAGCUUGCCAUUAAGUAUAACCAAAAGGAAUUUGUUUCUCAAUCUAAUUGCCAGCAAUUUCUCAAUACUGUCUGGUUUGGACAAAUGGCUGGUUAUCGACGCAAGCAUACAUUUAAGAAGAUUUUGACAGUCUUGACAGUUGGCAUCUUUUGGCCUCUACUAUCUUUUUGUUAUUUACUGGCACCAAGAUCUCAAAUAGGCAGAAUAAUUCAUACUCCUUUUAUGAAAUUUAUUAUUCAUGGAGCUUCUUAUUUUACAUUUCUGUUAUUACUUAAUUUGUACUCACUUGUCUACAAUGAAGAUAAGAAAAACACAAUGGGACCAGCAUUAGAGAGAAUAGACUAUCUUCUAAUACUGUGGCUCAUUGGAAUGGUAUGGUCAGAUGUUAAAAGACUUUGGUAUGAUGGCUUGGAAGACUUUUUAGAAGAAUCACGAAAUCAACUUAGUUUUGUCAUGAAUUCUUUGUAUUUGGCAACUUUUGCUCUCAAAGUUGUUGCCCAUAAUAAGUUCCAUGAUUUUGCUGAGAGGAAGGAUUGGGAUGCUUUCCACCCUACACUUGUGGCUGAAGGACUCUUUGCUUUUGCUAAUGUUCUCAGUUAUCUCCGACUGUUCUUCAUGUAUACAACAAGCUCCAUCCUAGGUCCACUUCAGAUUUCAAUGGGGCAGAUGUUGCAAGAUUUUGGGAAAUUUCUUGGUAUGUUCCUUUUGGUUUUGUUCUCAUUCACGAUUGGGUUGACUCAACUUUAUGAUAAAGGAUUUAGUACCCAUGAAGAGAAGGACUGUGCUGGGAUUUUUUGUGAGCAGCAAAACAAUGACACAUUCCAUUCGUUUAUUGGCACCUGCUUUGCUCUGUUUUGGUAUAUAUUCUCCCUUGCACAUGUAGCUCUAUUUGUCACCAGAUUUAAUUAUGGUGAAGAAUUGCAGUCUUUUGUGGGUGCUAUUAUUGUUGGCACAUAUAAUGUAGUAGUUGUCAUUGUUCUUACCAAGCUUUUAGUGGCAAUGCUUCAUAAAAGUUUUCAGCUAAUAGCAAAUCAUGAAGAUAAGGAAUGGAAGUUUGCUCGUGCAAAGCUCUGGCUUAGCUAUUUUGAUGAUAAAUGUACACAACCUCCACCUUUCAAUAUUAUUCCUGCUCCUAAAACAAUCUGCUACAUAUUUAACAGUCUCAGUAAAUGGAUUUCUUCUCACACGUCAUCAGGCAAAGUUAAGCGGCAGAACAGUUUAAAGGAGUGGAGAAAUUUGAAGCAAAAGAGAGAUGAAAAUUACCAAAAGGUGAUGUGUUGUUUAGUCCAUCGUUACUUGACUUCCAUGAGACAGAGAAUGCAAAGUACUGAUGAGGCAACAGUGGAAAACCUGAAUGAACUCAGACAGGAUUUAUCAAAAUUCCGAAAUGAAAUGAGAGACUUACUUGGUUUUCGGACAUCAAAAUAUGCCAUAUUUUAUCAAAGAAACUAAUUUUCAGACUUUUCUAAUGAUUGCACUCAGGCACCUACAUUUGCAGUGUGUUGGAUGGGGAGAGAAUCUGGUUCAAAAGCAGUAAUUUUAUUAAUAUAUUUUUAAAAUGCAAUGGAAAAACUGCCAGAUUCUGUGGUGAAACAGUAACUAGUGAUUUUGAAUUAAUGUGAAGCUUUUGAUGUAUAUAAUUUGUAAAUUGUAUAGUCAGCUAAAUGGAAAUAUUUUGUUAUGGUCAAUUUUGAUAUUCUGAUUAUCCUAUCGAUACUGACUAAUUUAUGUGUACAUUGUUGCACUUUUGAGAAGGAAAUGUUUAUUUUUUCCCUCUUGAAGUAUAAAAUGAAGUUACAAAUUAUAUUUGACAUGUUUUAAACAAUUGUACCUUUCUAAAUUAAUAUAAGCACGAACCAGUUAUGAACAUAUUUUUAAAAACUACACUUCUGAAAACUGUCAAAUUAGGUUCAUAUAAUGCCAUUUUAAAAGAAUUCUUUGGGGGUUUGAGUAAUAUUGAAAGGCCAUAUUGCCAACCCUGUGACAUUUUGGUCCUCAAAGACUGAUGAAUGAUACCAAAGAAUGUAAUACUUUGGAAAUUACUUUUAUGGUUUCAUAUUUUUUUUGAAAAAUGAUGGGUGACUAAAAUUUCAUAGAGAUCAUCUAAAGGUGCCAUUUUUAUCUAUAUCUCUAGCUCCUAUUUAUAUCUCGCUAUUUCCAAGAUGAGAUACUUGAAAUAAUGAAUUUCAACAUUCUUACUCUUUUAGAUAAUUCAGCAGAAUUAGAUGGAACUAUGGUACUUCUGUUGACUGUAUUAGUUACUAUAAGAUUUAAUCUUCAUUAUGAAAGCAAUAUUAAAAUAUUUGAAAUAUUUUAUUCUCUUAAAAUAUUUAUAGUAAAACAUUUUACAAGUGUUAUGGGUCAAGUAAAGUGCAACAAACAUAUUUUCACUGUUUUCAUUGAAAGCAUACUGUAUUUAACCAGAUUACUUUCUCUCAAUUUUGCAAAAAAUACUUUUUGAAGUCAUCAUUUGUUUUAGUCUCAUAUUUAUUUUUAAAAUAUAUUUUAUGUUGGAGUGUCUUAAUGUAUAUAUUGAUACCCAGUUUAAUUAUGUUUAUUUAUUUUGUAAAUAUACUAAUUGAUUAUUUCCAUUAAAUUCUGCAAACUGUGGCUAACAGGUGCUGGUCAUCUAAUAAUUGCUAAAACUAUUGGAAAUAAAGAGAAUGAAAUUUAAAUAAAAUAUUUCUCCUGAGGCUUUUUAAAUACAUAUUCACAACCAUAUACCCUAAACAAAUCUAUUUUUGCACCACAGAAUUACCAAAAGUGAUAUAUGGUUAUAAAGUUGAUGAUUCUUUUGAAUUGUCUGUAUAUUCCAUUUGUAUAAUAACCUGAAUUUAUUAUCCCCCAAAAGAAGAAGGUGGAUUUUGGAUUAAGAAAUUGAAGAUUUUUUACUUAAGAUACACACUAUUUUGUAUUAUAUAAUUUAUCUUGUCAGUUGAACAGUAUGGAAAUAAACUGGCAUUUUUCUAAAAAUAGUAAUACUACUCUUAAAAUCUGAUCCAAGUUUAUUCUCAGAAAAAUCAUUCAUGUUAUUGUUAUGAUUAUAAUAAAAAGGUAUAUAACUUUGAAACAGUGUAAUUAUAGACAAACAAAAGCUGUUUUGUGAUAUUAUUUUUUCCUAUUUUUUCUUUCAUUUUCUUCCAUUUAGUCAAAAUUAUAAAUAAUAUGCUUUCAUCAAUUAGCAGAAAAUAAUGGCAAGAAAUAUAUUUAAACAUCACUGAACCUAGUACAUGGUUUUAUUUGGUACUUUGUAUUACUUUUAAAAGAGAAUUACAAACAAUUUGUUCUGGACUUAAUAAUCUGAAUAUUUUCUAUUUUGUACUCGCAGAAAAUCUGUUUAACAAUAAAAUAAAACAAAACCUAAUAAGGAAUUUUUUAAAACCAAUAUUGUUCUUCAAAAGUACAAUACUAGAAUAGAUCACUCAAAUUGCAAAAUAGAAAGUCAGUCAAAAUACAAUAUGGCAAAUCCAGUAUAGCA
Messenger RNA from Pseudonaja textilis, 4565 nucleotides. RefSeq names its product transient receptor potential cation channel subfamily C member 1 (gene TRPC1). Lineage: Eukaryota; Metazoa; Chordata; Lepidosauria; Squamata; Elapidae. Gene Ontology annotation, cellular component: plasma membrane; cation channel complex. Gene Ontology annotation, molecular function: store-operated calcium channel activity; inositol 1,4,5 trisphosphate binding; protein binding. Gene Ontology annotation, biological process: calcium ion transmembrane transport; regulation of cytosolic calcium ion concentration. The record is from RefSeq and is a predicted model, not a curated record.